UUCAGAUUAAUGGUCAUGGAGAACGGGAGAAACACGUCAGCAGAUCUUAAGUCGGAGGAAGUGCCGCUGCACCAUGGCCAUCACAAGGAGAUGCAUUUCACAGCGGGAGAGGUGGUGAGAGAUGUUAUAAUUGGCAUGUCCGAUGGCCUCACCGUCCCCUUUGCUCUUGCUGCCGGUCUCUCCGGCGCCAAUGCUUCCUCAUCUAUCAUCCUCACUGCCGCUCUUGCUGAAGUGGCUGCUGGCGCCAUCUCCAUGGGACUUGGCGGGUAUCUUGCUGCCAAAAGUGAUGCUGAUCACUAUAUGAGAGAACUCAAGAGAGAGCAAGAGGAGAUCAUCACUGUCCCUGAUGAAGAGGCAGCUGAGGUUGCAGAGAUAUUAGCAGAAUAUGGGCUUGAGCCUCAUGAGUAUGGGCCGGUAGUGAAUGCCCUUCGGAAGAAACCCGAAGCAUGGGUUGAUUUCAUGAUGAAGUUUGAACUGGGGUUGGAGAAACCACAGCCAGCGAGAGCAGUGGAAAGUGCACUAACGAUUGCACUCACCUACGUAACAAGUGGCUUAGUCCCCCUACUCCCAUACAUGUUCAUUUCAACUGUGAAAAAGGCAGUCCUCACGUCUGUGGUUGUCACCUUGCUUGCAUUGCUACUCUUUGGCUAUUCAAAAGGCCGCCUUACAGGCAACAACCCCAUCAAGACUGCCUUCCACACUGCCUUGGUUGGGGCCAUCGCCUCCGCUGCUGCUUUUGGAAUGGCUAAGCUUAUAUAAUCAUAAUCAUGCAUCAAACAAUAUCAAAUA
Messenger RNA from Nelumbo nucifera (sacred lotus), 789 nucleotides. RefSeq names its product vacuolar iron transporter 1-like. Gene Ontology annotation, biological process: intracellular manganese ion homeostasis. Gene Ontology annotation, molecular function: manganese ion transmembrane transporter activity. The record is from RefSeq and is a predicted model, not a curated record. Lineage: Eukaryota; Viridiplantae; Streptophyta; Magnoliopsida; Proteales; Nelumbonaceae.